AUGAUGCUCGACCAAGAAAAUCAGCCUAAUCUUCCAAAUGGAACAGAAUCAUCAAACAGUUCAUUUCAAGACAAGACAGUCAUAAAAAAUGGUGGUUCAGGCAAUAUUUUCAGUAGUCAUGAAGAAUAUUUAGGUGAUGUGUCAUUGGGUGGUUUUAACGUUUCUCAGCUCACAAACAAAUUAGAACGUCUAGCUUUAGCUACUCCACAAGUGUCAAAAAUCAGACCUGAUAGUAUAGUGAUUGAAGACGAUUUUGAUCUUAAAGAACGUCCAGAUUCAGCUGAUUCAGAUAGCGGUAGGCCUGUAACUUCAAAUGACAGUUCUAUUUACAGGUCAUUUGUUACAGAUUCUGUUGAAAACCAACAGUUGGAUAGUUUAGACUUUUCUUCAACUAUAUGCAACGAAGACAUUAAUGACUCGGGCAGUAAUAUCGAAUCAAUACAUGAAAAUUUAACAUCGGUGAAUUUGGAUUUAGUUAGCUCUGAUUUUGAAGACUCUUCGCAUAAUAUAACUCUACAUUCUUUCUCAAACAAAUCAUCAGAAGAAAUAUCACAUCAAUUAAAUCCAGACUUGAUCAAUUCAGCACAGAAACUAAAUAUUUCGCUAAUGGAUGGUAUAGGAUCAGAAAAAAUAUUCCAGUCAAAUAUUUUUGAUAGUGAAAUCAAAAAUUCUAGUGAAGCAGGACCUGUAAUAGCUGAAGGUUUCAAUUCAUCUGCUGGGUAUAAUUUUGAUAAUCUAGAAGCUCUUGAAUCCGUGAGAUCGUUAAAUGAAGAAGAUAUUAGAAGGUUAACUAUUUCCAGAAAAUCUUUAUAUGUAGCUUUUGACCCUAUUGUGAAAAAAUCUAACGAGGAGUCCAAUGCUCGGAAAGAAGCAUUUGAAAAUACACUAGUCACAGAUAAAACAGUAUUGACUAGUUCUCCACAAUCUAGUGGCUCUAACAAAUCUCUGAAUAUUUCAGAUACCAAAAUGAAUCAGUCUAUUACCAAAGACGAGAAAAUCAGUAACAGUUCCAAUUCCAAAACUAAUGACAGAGAAAAAUGUUACCAAGAUAAAAUAGAAAAGUUGGAAUGCGAAAUCAAGAACCUAAAAAAUGAAUGUAUUGCCGACAAAGAAAAAAUUAAAAACUUGACCAAUUCAUUAAUAUCAGUAACUAAAAGUAAAGAUCAAUUGAGUACUGUGAUUGGAGAAUAUGAAAAAACCAUUUCUGAUAUGGUCUCUAAAAAAGAAGAUGUACAUAAAGAAUAUGAAGCUCGAAUUGCGUAUAUUGAAGAAGAAAGAGCAAAAAUGGAACGUCACCUCCAAAAUUCAGAAUUGGCAUUCAAUGAUGUUCACGAAAAAUAUAACUCCUCAAAGCAAGUAAUAGAGGCAAUGAAAGAAAACGAAACAAAAUAUAAAAACUGUAUUAAAGAAUUUGAAGAAUCUCUCAAAAAGUAUGAAGACAAAUAUAUGAGGUUAAAAAUACAUGCCACCGAACAAAUGAAUAAAGCCACUGAAGAAAUAAAUGAUAAGGAGAGAUCAUUUGAGGCAGAAACUUCAAAAAUGAGAAUAAUGAACAAACGCUUAGAGGUGAAAGUCAGAUCAUUACAGGAGUCGUUAGAUAGAAAAGACGUGGAAAAUGCUGAGCUAACUAAUCUUUGUGACGAACUAAUAGGGAAAUUAGAUAGAAACUGA
Macrosiphum euphorbiae (potato aphid) is the source of this 1671-nucleotide messenger RNA. The record is from the annotation of a GenBank genome assembly. Lineage: Eukaryota; Metazoa; Arthropoda; Insecta; Hemiptera; Aphididae.